AGAAUAUGAUGCCAUAUUCGGCCCACGGUAUGGUCUGGGCUGGGCCCGAAACCGAGACCGUUUAGCAGAGAAACCCGCGAGCCCAGACGCGCCACGUGGAGGAGUUGACAACGCCAGCAGGUGCCGGGGGUUUUAGCAAUCGAAGAGUUGAGUAGCUGAGCCGGGAGUGGCGUCCUCUCUCUCUCUCUCUCUCUCUCUCUCUGCCCCCCUCCACGGCUCUUUUCUUCUUCUUCUUCGUUUCUGCGAGAAGCGGAAGCUGAACCAGCGAUCGAAGUGCAGAGGAGACGACAUGGGGACGAGAGAAGUUUACGAGCAGAAGCUGAGGAGGGGAAACCUCUAUCACGACCCCACCAUAAAUCCCGGCCUCGGCUCCCCUCGCUGCCCCCGCUGCCUCUCCCUCUUAGACCCCACCUCUGACAGGGGAGAGUGGACAAUCACUUCCGUCCUCCAUGACGCCACUGCCGUGGCUGGUUCCGGGCUCGGUGCAAUGCUCAGUGCAGUUUAUGGCAUCAAUACAGGGAUUCCUUUCCUUCAGAAUCGCCUUAGGGGACCGAAGUGGCUUCCUUUCGCCGUUGGGCUUCCGCCCCUCCUGCUGUUUUCGGGAGCCAGUGCUGCAUUCGGAGGUUAUGCCCUUCCAAAGUUUGCUCAACUCAGUGUGACGUCUUACUAUUCUGCCUCGAGUGCCUCCCACUACUGGGUUUCGCUCCUAACGCGGCACGUUGAAGAGGCGCAUACUUCCCAAGCAGCCCAGCAAGGCAAGCUCCAGUGAUUCAUCCCUGGCAUUUCUGUAGAUUCUACUUCGAUCUGAUUUCUCUCCAAUUUUGUAAGCAGCAUUUAUUCUUGGCUCUCUUCUCAUUCUGAUGUUUAUCGCCGCUCUAUGUGCUAAGGUUUACACACUCGAAAGUGAUCUAGCAUGUACAUUGUUACAUGACUGUUCUUCUUUGGUUUUAUUUCUAUCGUAUCACGAGGAUCUGCAGUUAUACGUGAUUAAGUGAUGCGAUGCGACCUUCAA
Molecule: messenger RNA, 1012 nt
Organism: Punica granatum (pomegranate)
Lineage: Eukaryota; Viridiplantae; Streptophyta; Magnoliopsida; Myrtales; Lythraceae
Source: RefSeq, a predicted model, not a curated record